AUGCUGUACUCCCUGCAGUCGUUCCUCAAGUACUUCGCUCUUCUGGGCCUUGUGCCUUUUUCUGAGAGCUGUGCCAGUCGUCAGCACAUACAGAAGGUGUACUCGGGCUUAUUAGUUGCUUUAAAUGUUGCCAUUUUUGGCAUCUCCAUAAUCUUUUUUGAAAACGAAGAGCUGUUCCUCUCAAUCUUGAUCAACAUGAUUGGGUUCGCAUCCAAAAUCAUGUGCGCCACAGUCAUCGUGCUGCAAAUUAUGCUGCAGUACGAUGAGUACUUCGUGUUCUGCAGGGAUAUAAAAAGCCUGGGGAUCAGACUUCAAUGCGAGCUACAAAUUCGUAUUGGCAGCUUGAGCCAGAGGUCGUGCGUCAAAAUUAUAGGGCUUGCAGUCGGCUUUCUGGUGCCCCUUUUGGCUGUCGUCUACGUGUCUCUGAGCUUGUCACUCGUCUACUUCUGGUCCUCGCUCCUGUCGAUCCUCGUCACAAGGGUGCAGUGCUUGCUGGUGCUGCUCUACGUGGAGCUGCUGGGGCACCACGUAGGUCUUCUGGGCGAGAGAGUCCAAAACGUGCUCGCCUGCCAUCUGAUGGGCGCCAACUGCAUUCUGGAUGGCAACUGCAACCAACUCUGCUCGCUGGAGUUCCUCCUGGCACUCAAGCAGAGCCACAUGGAGCUCUACUACCUCUUUACCCACUUCAACGCCCUCUUCGGCUGGACCAUGCUCAGCAUCUACGUGGUGCUCUUCUUGGACAGUACGCUCAACAUCUACUGGACCCAGCAGGUGCUGGCCGAUGAAUAUGAAUACACGUACCUGUACGCCACCUUCGCAGUUUUCGUACCCUCAUUGGUCAUGAUCAUCGCCCUUUGCCGUGGUGGCGAGUUUUGCCGAAGGCAGAAUGCGCUAAUUGGCAGCUACCUCAGAAGCCUGGCCUGCAGUCCCUCGCCUCUGCAGGAACCAGCAUACAUCGAGCUUCUCUAUGAGUUCAUCACGCAAGUGGGUGAAAACUCGCUGGCCAUCAAUGCAGAGGGCUUUAUGGACAUCGACAACUCGCUGCUAAUGUCGAUAUUGGCUGCUAAAGUUACCUAUCUGAUCGUGCUAAUACAGUUUAGUUCACUGUAGUUGCUAAAUCCCCUGACCCACGUUA
Molecule: messenger RNA, 1135 nt
Organism: Drosophila ficusphila
Lineage: Eukaryota; Metazoa; Arthropoda; Insecta; Diptera; Drosophilidae
Gene: Gr39b
Product: putative gustatory receptor 39b
Exons: 3
Coding region: 1-1110 (369 amino acids)
Biological process (GO): sensory perception of taste
Cellular component (GO): neuronal cell body; dendrite; axon
Source: RefSeq, a predicted model, not a curated record